Molecule: messenger RNA, 1125 nt
Organism: Tupaia belangeri chinensis (Chinese tree shrew)
Lineage: Eukaryota; Metazoa; Chordata; Mammalia; Scandentia; Tupaiidae
Gene: VPS25
Product: vacuolar protein sorting 25 homolog
Exons: 6
Coding region: 55-585 (176 amino acids)
Biological process (GO): protein transport to vacuole involved in ubiquitin-dependent protein catabolic process via the multivesicular body sorting pathway
Cellular component (GO): ESCRT II complex
Molecular function (GO): protein homodimerization activity; structural molecule activity
Source: RefSeq, a predicted model, not a curated record
AGGGGAAACCGGAAGUCCUUCGCCGGGAGGUUCCGGGUCUUUUGGGGUACUACGAUGGCGAUGAGUUUCGAGUGGCCGUGGCAGUAUCGCUUCCCGCCCUUCUUUACGUUACAGCCGAACGUGGACACCCGGCAGAAGCAGCUGGCCGCCUGGUGCUCGCUGGUCCUGUCCUUCUGCCGCCUGCACAAACAGUCCAGCAUGACGGUGAUGGAAGCGCAGGAGAGCCCGCUCUUCAACAACGUGAAGCUACAGCGGAAGCUUCCUGUGGAAUCAAUCCAGAUUGUAUUAGAGGAACUGAGGAAGAAAGGGAACCUCGAGUGGUUGGAUAAGAACAAGUCUAGCUUCCUGAUCAUGUGGCGGAGGCCAGAAGAAUGGGGGAAACUCAUCUAUCAGUGGGUUUCCAGGAGUGGCCAGAACAACUCUGUGUUCACCCUGUAUGAACUGACCAAUGGGGAAGACACAGAAGAUGAGGAGUUCCAUGGACUGGAUGAGGCAACCCUACUGCGGGCUCUGCAGGCCCUACAGCAGGAGCACAAGGCUGAGAUCAUCACCAUCAGUGAUGGCCGAGGUGUCAAGUUCUUCUAGCAGAGACCUGUGUCCGUUCACGUCUUACCUCCCACCUUUCUAGGGCUUUCAAAAGGAGACAGAUCCAGUGUCCCUAUAGACAGGAUCUGGGACUCCACCAGACUCAAAAGGGCUCCAGUCGUGAAAGCAGUUGUGAAGGCUGGGACCCAGGGAUGGUUUCUCCCUUACCCCAUACAUCUAUCCCUGGGAUAGGAUGAGACGGAGGCUCCAGGGAGAAAAGAUGUGCUUCUUGCCCUACCUCCUCUUCCAUCCUAGGCUGUCCCUGAGCCAGGGUCUGUAAACCUAACACUUUACAUGUGUUCACACACGUAAGUAUGUACACACAUGCGCCUGCACAAGCUUCUGUCUCCUCCCCCGCCUAUCCCCUGAGCUGCUGUUGCCACCCUUCUCAGGCUGGUGCUGGAUCCUUUCUAGGGGGGGGGGAGUCCCGGCUGCAGGCAGCCUUCCAGGCACUAUAAAGAUAGGAGGCCGGGGAGUGGGCCUGGCAGUGAGAGGCGGGCCCCUACACUGAUUUAUGAUUAAAAUCUCAACUCCCACUGA